UCAUAGGCCGGUAGGCCUAGGCCUAUGUCUCAUCGCUCAUCUGCGUGCCCACUGUGUAAAUGUGUUACAUGCUUGUGUGCGUGUGGGAAUUAUUAACUAUUUCAGUUUUUAAAUAAGACUUUUUCAAUGAGACCUGUCAACUGGUCCCUUGAAAUAAAACAUAUUUUCUACGUUUUUGCUAGGCAAGCGGAACUAGUAGACCCUCUCUUAUGAACGUCUGGCCGGAAAUGACUCAUGGGGGAGGCUUGACCAAGUUUACGUCCGUGGAAAUAAGAGAAUUUCUCAAUUGAAAAGUUAUACAUUGUGCAGUUUGAAAGACUGAAAAGGCGAAUAUACAUCCACAAAGUUAGAUAAUAGCGCAUUUCCAACUGUUUGGUAACGGUCAAGGAAAUGUGUUCCAGUCAUUCCUGAUAGCUAGGCUACCACUGUAAAGUUCAGGCUCUGGAGAUAAGUUUGAAAUGUGCAGCUAUGGUGCGAAGGAGAUUAUUGUCGUAGCAUAUAGAAACACCUUUCUGCAUUUUCGAACUUGCUAGAUUGGGUCGAAGUGAAGACUUGUUACGAAACCCUGUAUGCCGACUGAUACAUUCCAGAAAGGUGGAGCGCACGACGCAAAACAUGAUGACCGACACACACCCGAAUACGGGGACUUCAUCAGAAGAUGGCCUAACAAAGAACCAAGUGGGAGGCUAUGAAAUCUCCAUUCCAUUUGAGGACAACAACGUGGACACGACAAGUUAUUUGAAUCAAAAUGAACGACCAUUUGAAGAUCAUCCAACCUCUGGACCACCGGUCAUGUGUGACUCCUACCUGCUGAUCUCAAACCUCCGCAUGCAUCUUCAGAUCUCCUUGGAGAAAAACUCGUGGCUGCAGAAACGCAUCGAGGACCUGGAGGAGGAGAGGGACUUCCUACGAUGCCAGCUGGACCGCGUCAUCAGCAUCACCAAGAGCCUUGAGUUUACCAACGACCGGCAAGGAGACACUCCACAGCCUAGCCCCCAGAAGACCCCGGCGCGCCGGCCGGCGACUCCGUUCCCAGCUCCCAUGACCACCCGCUCAGCUGUAUCCCGUCAGCAGCAGCAGACAAGCCUCAAGCGACCCAGCACUGCUCAGGCUGAGGAGGACUAUGAGGAUGUUGUGGAGGAAUACCUGGAGGAAGAUGGUUACCUGGAGGAGGAGGAAUACACAGUGUCUAGUGAGGAGGGCGGCAAAAGGUCUAAGAAGGGAAAAUCUGGAGGCCGGGCCAACCCAGCGUCAGUCCCGCACGUCAAGAGGACUCGUGUGUUCCGAAUCAAGAGAGCCAUGGAGAGGCAGCGAGUGAAAGACCCAGCAGGCGUUCUUAUCCGCUACAAAAAGAUUCUGGUGACUUAUCAGAAACUGAAGAGCAUGGCCAAGGCCUUCCAGGUGCACGGUGUGGACCGCAACACCGUGGCGUCCACUACGCCCAUCGCGGAGCUCCUCCUGGUCGCUCCCGAGAAGGUGCCCGAGGUGGGCGAGUUUGACCCGUCCAAAGAGAAGCUCCUCGACUACGCGCGGCGAUGCUACAAGGCACUGGACGAGGCCUCGCAGGCCAAGGUGCAGGCCCUGAAGAAAAACAACCUCCUUCUGCCCAUCUCCUACCGCUUCCGAAACUGAAGAAGCUGAAGUGGUACUCUCUCUAAAGGAGGACUCCUGAUCGUUUCGUAAAGUGACAGGCAGUUGGUGAUUUGAAUUUGGGAGAAACCGGUUCCAUUAAGCAAAACUCGAAGAGGGCUGUUGUCUCAAUUACAUAUUUUCUCUACCUCAGCUCUUGCGCAAAAGUGAGGUGCCGAAUUAAGUGAAAGAAAUGGACGUGGUCAAACGUCAGGAAUGUUCCCGGGAGUUCCUGAGACUGCAGAGGUUCAGCUUCCUCCUCCAAACUUCAGAGUUCGGGUGAAAAAGAGAAGUUUGUACAAACCUCACAGGACUGAUUGUAGCAAAGUCUGAGAGGCUAUGUGCAUAGAAUCAGUUAAACAUAUUUAAAGCGAAUGAUGUAGUAGGUCACUGUAUCCCAAAGCCUUCUUUGUCCUUCAUACGUUUCUUUUCCCCUUUUAGAUCUUUAUUUUACACAAUAAGUGUAUGAGACACAGACUGCAUUUAUCCCACUUUCACAACCAGCAUUGGACCCUUUUUGUAUCUUUUUUUAGUACACCAUAGAUUUGUCAUUUCUUCCCGAGUAUUGUUUACCCUCCCAGACAUGUGCCUCCACUAGGUGUCUUAUCUUCUGCCCCUGGUUUGAUCAUGGACCAAGAUGCCUAGUGAUUUAAAAAAGGACUAAUGUGACUGCUGGUCAAAGAACGGUUAUUUGGGAGUAUUUGUUAAAAUGAAUCUGGAUGGUUCUAUCCAUGAUCUCUCUGUCUAAGUUGUAUUUGUAUACAAUCAGUGCUUUACUUUGCUUUACCAAAUAAUGUUUAAAAAAAACAAACAAACAAGCAAAAACAAACCUGAAGCGUAUUAAGGGAAUUCUGUUUCACUGGAGUUUGCAAUGUAUUUUGAAUAUGUGAAUGGCAGGCAUGCUGUCCUGCAGAAGCCAUGUACACUAUGGGAUGCAAUGCAGAGUCUGUGGAUUACACUCUCUUCCACUUGUACUCCUUGUGUGGAGAUCCCAAGAGUAUCCUGUAACCCAUACAUCUCCUCCAUUUAUGAAUGGGGAAGAAACCGCUUAGAGGUUUGAUAUUUAGUCAGUGAAACCCUCUUUUUUUAUUUCAAGAUGCCCAAAUAUUUAGAUACUCGUUUUGUAUUGAUCUGUCCAGGGAUUUUUUUGUGACAUUUUGACAUGCCCUUGGUAGGUUUUUGAUUUGUGUCAAAACCAAGGUGGAACGACAAAUGUGAGCACAGAUGCUUGCGAUGAUGAUGUAAAUAUGCUGUAUUUCAGAUUGAUUUUUGGCUUCAUGAAGAUGAUCCAAAGCUUUAGCUCCACACUGGCAAUAGUAGACACUCAGGAGGCAUAACAGUAAUGCUAAAUGUUUUUUUUUGGUAUAACUGUCUUUUUGGUAGCAUUAAAUAUACAGGUAGAGUCUUUACAUUUUAUUUUAUUAUCCUUAGGAUAUUGAGUUAAACCUUUCUUCAUGGACAAAUGUUCUGUUCGGCUUCACUGCAAUCUGCUGUAGGAGGAAAAAAACACUAUUCUCUUUAACUGAACCAAAUAGUGUUUGUGUUGCCCUUUUGGUGCUGAUUUCUGUUGGAACUCAGGAUUUCAUCAAUUGAACAUCCUGCUCUUAUUAUGCUAGAAUACCUCACCCAACGUCUUUGGCAGGUAACGAGUUUGGAAUGCCAGUAAUAGUAUAUCACCACAUAGCCUUGUUAUACAUGAUACUCUCAGUGUAUCACAAAGCCUGAGUGGCAGUGUCUAACAGCAUCGUCAAGCAUCGGAAGACUACCAUGUGGUACCUUUUUGUUUUUGUUUUCUAUAUUCAAGGCAUAGAGAUUGCUAGAUUGGCUAGUAUAUUCACGUCUGUUCCUCGUAGGACACUGCUGAUAUACCUUCUGGUAACCUUUUGCCUUCUCUUACCCAUCGUAACAAUGUGCUCCAGAAACUGGAGAGAGCCAUUUGCUCAGCAGGAACAUCAUCCAUCAUCCAACGGUGACUGAGGAGAAUUAUGUUAGUUGUGGUCAUGCUCUUCACAUGUGUAAAUAAAGCUCUCCGAUCUCUCUACUA
Alosa sapidissima (American shad) is the source of this 3673-nucleotide messenger RNA. It is a transcript of the gene ccdc106b, whose product is annotated as coiled-coil domain containing 106b. The record is from RefSeq and is a predicted model, not a curated record. Bases 616 to 1632 code for a protein of 338 amino acids. The transcript is spliced from 7 exons. Gene Ontology annotation, cellular component: nucleoplasm. Lineage: Eukaryota; Metazoa; Chordata; Actinopteri; Clupeiformes; Clupeidae.